AUGCCCCGCCCAAGGAAGCCUGGGGCACCGAGCCCGAAGCGCCGUAGCAGGAACGGCUGCUGGCCAUGCAAAUCUAGAAAAAUAAAAUGCGAUGAGGCACGACCAAUUUGCACCAACUGCUCCAAGGCCUCGUUGGCAUGCGACUACAGCAUUCGUCUCAACUGGGAAGGUAGGCGAACGAAGCAGGCCGAUACACACACGCCUGAAUCCCAAGACGAGUCUACAGGCGGUCAAAAUGGGCCUUCCACGCCGUCAGUAUACGCGGACAGCUCUGCUUCAUCGCCGGGCCUCAGCAGUGUCGGUACGCCCGGGUGCUUCUCGGUGUGGCAGGUGAAUGGGAUAGACGACCAGCCGAAUAGGCCGCGUAAGAGAGCUCGUGUAGAUGCAGAUGCUUCAACAUCCGCCGCCCUCUCCUCGCCAUCUAUGUCCUCAUCUGCCCACAGCCCCCCGGUCCCUCCACUGCGGCCGACAUCCACAGGCCACCAUUCCCGUCGACUUUCCGUCAACUCUCUGCUCCUGGGACCCCCUGGCCCCCUGGAGAACAUGGGCCCAAUAAUACCCGGUUUCCCCGCAGGAGAGACGGUCCUCCCCCCCAUUCAGGCCGGCUCGGACGACUCUUAUACGUGUUAUGGUAUCGACCGAGGCUUUGUGGACCUGGACGUCGUCAAGAACGACGACUUCAACGCCAUUUCUAGAACCCAUCCUCAGGACGUAGACGAGAUCGUCCGUCUGCUGGAGCAGCUCGGAAAAUCCAAUGACGGCCGCAGCGCUCAGCGGUCAAAGCAUCAACUGCAUGCCCGUGAUGAAAACGGUCGUCCAUUAGAGGGCCACUACUAUGCCAAACCGGUCGUGGUGCGGAUCCCACGGAAGCUCGAGCCGUUGCCGUCAAAAUUAUUGGGUAAUCCUAUGAACAUGAUGCAUCACUUUCUUAAUCAUACUGCAGAAGUUUUGGUUCCGUUUGACGGACCACGGUCGAACCCCUUCCGCACAAUCCUGCCUCAACUAGCUGUCAAGAACGACCACCUUCUCAGCCUAAUACUUGCAUAUUCUGCAUCCCACCGCGCAAAACUCUUCUGUCAGCCGGAGCCGGCGACCCGCAUCGCCCUCUGGGUCCAGGACAUCUUCCCGGCCCUGCGAUCGGCCCUCAACGACCCGAACCAGAGCAUCUCAAACACAAACGUCGCGACGGCCAUCAUGCUCGCAUCCAUCGAGAUCAUAUCCCCCACAGCUUUUGGGUACGCCAUACCCUGGCAGCGCCACCUGGCCCUGGCCCGGGACCUCAUCACGGCCCGACCGGGAGGGCUUCGCUGGUCCCGCUCUGUCGGCAGCAGCACCGCCGCCGCCGAGCACGACGAGAUACAAAUGUGCAACUUCCUCUGGAGCUGGUUCGCCUACCUCGACGUCCUGGGCAGCCUCUCGGGCGGCGGCGAGCGCGACGUCUCGUCGGCCUGGAUCCUCGACUACAAGGUUUACGCCCCCGAGGACGACGACGAGAUUGACUGCAUCAUGGGGUUCUCCACCGGCUGCGUCCACAUCCUCGCCAAGAUUGCCGAGCUGGCCCGCCAGCAGAAGAAAAAGCAGCAGCAGCAGCGCGAGGCGAGUAUAAAAGGAGCCCCAGUCCAAACGCCAGGGCAGAUCGCCCCCGACGAAGCAACGCUGGCCGCCGCCCGCGAGCUCGAGAGAGACCUGGCACGGUCCAUCGCGCUCCCGCCGCGGGCGUGCCCGCACAUAAGGGCCACCCCGGACGUCGCCCACUGGAACCUGGGCGAGAUCUCGGCCGUCAACCGCGCGUACCACCACGCCGGCUCCGUGCACCUGCAGCGCCGGGUGCUGGGCAAGCCAACAACCCAUCCCGACGUGCGCGGGCCCAUCGGCGAGAUUGUGCGCUGUCUGGACGAGAUCUCGAGGGGCGGUACCGCCGAGACCAGCAUGCUCUUCCCUCUGUUCACCGUGGGCUGCGAGACCGAAGACGAGAACCAGAGGCGCAUCGUGCUGGAUCGGAUGAGCUGUAUCGAGAGGACGGGGAUGGAACAGAACCGGCGAGCCAGGGAACUCAUGGAAAGGGUAUGGAGGACGGGUCAACCUUGGGAGUCACUGUUGACGACCGAGUUUAUUGGUUGA
This is a messenger RNA of Pyricularia pennisetigena, 2121 nucleotides long. RefSeq lists its product as uncharacterized. Bases 1 to 2121 code for a protein of 706 amino acids. The record is from RefSeq and is a predicted model, not a curated record. Gene Ontology annotation, cellular component: nucleus. Lineage: Eukaryota; Fungi; Ascomycota; Sordariomycetes; Magnaporthales; Pyriculariaceae. Gene Ontology annotation, biological process: positive regulation of transcription by RNA polymerase II. The transcript is spliced from 8 exons. Gene Ontology annotation, molecular function: zinc ion binding; DNA-binding transcription factor activity, RNA polymerase II-specific; transcription cis-regulatory region binding.